GCGAGCAGCUUCCAGGAAAAACGGGAAAAAAGGGGGCGCUGUGUCUUUAAGGACGGAACUCCGGGGAGAGCAGCGGUCGGCCACCUGGCAGCCCGUAGGGAGCAUGCGCAAUCGUAGAAAGGCUGCUGCGGGCAGUUAGGCUUAUCUCUGACUGAACAUCAUUAGGAUGUGAGUGCGCAUGUACGAGAGACACCAGAGGGGAAAUGCGAAUCGGAUGGAAACAGGGAUCCGUAGUAAAGCAGACGCCCACAGGCUCUGCGUGUCGGCGCAUGCGCAAAAAGGCGGAAUGCGCUACGGACGCUUUGACCCCGAGGACCGGCGCAGCCGCCACUGCCCCUACCUAGACACCAUCAACAGGAGCGUCCUGGACUUCGACUUUGAGAAGCUCUGCUCCAUCUCCCUGUCGCACAUCAACGUCUAUGCCUGCCUUGUCUGCGGCAAGUACUUCCAGGGCCGCGGCCUGAAGUCCCACGCCUACAUCCACAGUGUGCAGUUCAGCCACCACGUCUUCCUGAACCUGCACACGCUCAAGUUCUACUGCCUGCCUGACAACUACGAGAUCAUUGACUCCUCACUGGAGGAUAUCACGUAUGUGCUGAAGCCCACGUUCACCAAACAACAGAUUGCCAACUUGGACAAGCAGGCCAAGCUCUCGCGGGCAUAUGACGGUACCACCUAUCUGCCAGGCAUUGUGGGAUUGAAUAACAUCAAGGCCAAUGACUAUGCCAAUGCUGUGCUCCAGGCUCUGUCCAAUGUUCCACCCCUCCGUAACUACUUCCUGGAAGAAGACAACUACAAAAGCAUCCAGCGCCCACCAGGAGACAUCAUGUUCCUGUUGGUUCAGCGCUUCGGGGAGCUGAUGCGGAAACUAUGGAACCCCCGUAACUUCAAGGCCCAUGUGUCCCCCCAUGAGAUGCUGCAAGCCGUGGUGCUCUGCAGCAAGAAGAAUUUCCAGAUCACCAAGCAAGGCGAUGGCGUGGAUUUCCUCUCCUGGUUCCUCAAUGCCCUUCAUGCUGCUCUAGGCGGGACGAAGAGGAAGAAAAAGACCAUCGUGACUGAUGUCUUCCAGGGCUCCAUGCGCAUCUUCACCAAGAAGCUGCCGCACCCUGACCUGCCAGCAGAGGAGAAAGAGCAGCUGCUGCUGAAUACUGAGUACCAGGAGACCAUGGUGGAGUCGACCUUCAUGUACCUGACACUGGACCUGCCCACAGCCCCACUCUACAAAGACGAGAAGGAGCAGCUCAUUAUCCCCCAGGUGCCCCUCUUCAACAUCCUGGCCAAGUUCAAUGGCAUCACCGAGAAGGAGUACAAGACAUACAAGGAGAACUUCCUGAAGCGGUUCCAGCUGACCCGACUGCCACCCUACCUCAUCUUCUGCAUCAAGCGCUUCACCAAGAACAACUUCUUUGUGGAGAAGAACCCCACCAUUGUCAACUUCCCCAUCACGAACGUGGACCUCCGCGAGUACCUUUCAGAAGAGGUCCAGGCCACACACAUACACACAACGUACGACCUCAUCGCCAACAUUGUCCAUGAUGGAAAGCCCAGCGAGGGCUCCUACCGCAUCCAUGUGCUGCAUCACGGCACAGGCAAGUGGUACGAGCUGCAGGACCUCCAGGUGACUGACAUCCUGCCCCAGAUGAUCACACUCUCUGAAGCCUACAUCCAGAUCUGGAAGAGGCGAGAGGAUGAGGAGACCAUCCAGCAGGGUGCGUGAGCAACAUACAGCACUGGCGUGGACCACUGACCUCUCCAGCCGGGUACUGGAGGGUACCUCCCUCUCCCCUGCUGCACCCCUCAUUGCCAGCCAGACACUGGCCCCCUCAGAAGGGCCAGGCUCUGCCCAGGGACUCUUCUGCCUGCACCAAGGACUUUAAAGGGUUUUUUUUUAA
Messenger RNA from Alligator sinensis (Chinese alligator), 1892 nucleotides. It is a transcript of the gene USP39, whose product is annotated as ubiquitin specific peptidase 39. The record is from RefSeq and is a predicted model, not a curated record. The transcript is spliced from 13 exons. Gene Ontology annotation, biological process: mRNA processing; protein deubiquitination; spliceosomal complex assembly. NCBI's taxonomy places the organism in Eukaryota, Metazoa, Chordata, Crocodylia, Alligatoridae. Gene Ontology annotation, molecular function: cysteine-type deubiquitinase activity; zinc ion binding. The coding region runs from base 179 to 1717 and encodes 512 amino acids.